AUUUUAGAAAGAGAACGUAGAACGCCAUGGUCACACAGGAUAGAGCCACUGUCAGGUGAAGUCUGGUCCCAAUCACAGAUGCUGUUGAGCCAAUAACAAAGACAAUCAAGGCACCAAUUCCUAUUAUUCCUAUUAAAUACCUUUGAAGAACACCCCCCAGACCCCUCUCUUCUCUGCCAGCAGCCAACCCUUCACUCGAGGCACUUUCUUCAGUAGUUAUACAUGAGCGACUUCUGUAAACAGGCUGAUCAGUGGAGCUCGAAAUACGUCGAUUUGAGUGCUACUGGAAAGGAAGGACUAAUGGAUCGACGAGCAAGCAGCAUCACAGGAACAGAAGGAAUGCUGGAAGCAAAGGUGCUUCCUCAGCGGCCAGGAUUUCGACACCACCGAAAAGAGAACUAUGUGUGCCGAGAGCCCCUGUCCCGGCAGUCUACAGAGUUUAGUGAGGUCCCGGAGGGGACUCAGACCCAGUCCCAGCAGCCGCCCAGGGUGAAACUGAAUGGCUCCACUGUGGAAACACCCAGCCACCACGACCUGCACCGCGAACUACUGCUCAGCACCAAACGAGGCCUGUUACCGGGAGAGAAGCCUGAGCUGAAGCGAGUCCUGGAACAGAGGAGGCUGGAGCAGCAUAGAGAGCAGGAACUGGCUCUACGGCCUCCUUUAGAACUGGAGACUGAACUACGCAAGAGACAGCAGAUACUGCUGGAGUAUGAGCAGGAGGAGAUCAGGCGUCGAGAGGAGCAGGAGAAAGGUGUCCCUGAGUUUGUUCGCGUGAAGGACAACCUGAGGCGCACACAGGUGUCUGGGCAAUGAAGGCCACAUGAUGCUCUGUCCCUUCCCAUCACCCCCCGCAGCCUCCCACCACAAAGGCUCUGGCUGGGGCCCGUUUCUACACCCAAGAGUCCAAAGACUGCACUUCUACGCCUCCCUCACCACAAUGGUUCUGCCAUUACAAUGCGACCACCCUCCUGUUUCACCUACCACCAACCUCCACUGUGCCCCAUAACCUACAGCUAUAUGAUGAGAGUCAACUUCACUGCAGCAAGUUACUGAAAAGACUACCACUAGGACUGAUAUGCAUCUCUUGCUGGACUGUUUAUACUUUGUGAAAAAAGCUAAUAAAGAAUCAAAUAAGAAAAUGUGUGAAAUAUAAAGCAAUGUAGGAACUGGUCAGUAGGUUUCAAUGUAGGAACUGGUCAGUAGGUUUCAAUGUAGGAACUGGUCAAUAGGUUUCAAUGUAGGAACUGGUCAGUAGGUUUCAAUGUAGGAACUGGUCAAUAGGUUUCAUGUAGAGAAUGUGAGUGAAAGCGCAUAGGUCUACUGUAAAUUAUGUGUAUGUUCAGGACAAAUAUUUUGUUCUUUAUGAAUAGAGUCAUUAUUUUUGUAUUAUUUUACUAGGAACACUUUGUUUUGAAGUCUGCAUUCAAGUCAGUCACUUGGUUUACAGCAGCAUAGUGUCAACAUGUAAGUGUGUUCAUUUUUGGGUUUGUUUAUUUCUUUCAAAGUCCAUAAAUUAAGGAUAGGUUACUCCACUAUUGGACACAUGACAGUGACUGGAACUCUCGAUUUUGUCGUUAAAGCAUUGUCACUCAUAGCUAAACCACCAAUGACAGAUGGUAUUAGUCCUAUUUGUUUGAAUUAAUUGUUUGCCUGUUCUUGUUGCUCCUUUUCUUUUUAAGCAAUGUGUUUAUCAAGAAGACAAUAAAGAUUUCCAGGAUUA
Messenger RNA from Oncorhynchus kisutch (coho salmon), 1723 nucleotides. RefSeq names its product protein FAM107B. Lineage: Eukaryota; Metazoa; Chordata; Actinopteri; Salmoniformes; Salmonidae. The coding region runs from base 223 to 816 and encodes 197 amino acids. The record is from RefSeq and is a predicted model, not a curated record. The transcript is spliced from 7 exons.